GUUAUGUGGGUUGCUUUUAGAAAGAGUUUAGGUGGAGACGAUUGCCACCGAAGUCAUCCUUCGUUAUACUCCUUUUCAGAUUCAGAAUUUUGAUUUCAAUUUCCAUCAGCUGAAUUUCUGUGAAAUUAGGGUUUCUGAUCCCAAUUCCCAAUUACUCAAUCGUCUGUCGAUUUUAGCAGCUAUUAGAUUGUUCUUUGCUUUGAAUUUUGAUUCUUUCAUAAUAGUUGUUUCGUUCGGUGCAAUUUUUAGAAUUAUUGGUGAAAGAGGAUCGAAACAGUCAUGUUCUAUGGAACGGCAGUGUGGGAUCCAUGGCUAAUUGUUGCGCAGAUUGUGUGUUUUCAAUGUCUAUACUAUUUGACGCUGGGGAUAUUCAUGACAAUUCUUGUUGGAACUCGUGUUUCUCGAAUUAGUCUUGUAUAUUUCUUUGAUUAUGCCACUGUUACUGCUUCCACCGUCACAGGAUGGUGCGUCAUUGCUUCAUUCGUUCUUAGUUCACUUGCAGGAGCUGGCUUUUUGCUUUAUUUGAUUGAGAGGGCAAAGAAGUGCUUAGAUUUUUCAGCAACACUCUACAUCAUCCAUCUUGUAAUAUGUAUUAUCUAUGGAGGUUGGCCUUCUUCAAUAACAUGGUGGGUUGUGAAUGUUACUGGGCUUGCAGUGAUGGCAUUGUUAGGUGAAUACUUGUGCAUAAGACGUGAAUUACGCGAAAUUCCAAUUUCAAGAUUCCGAUCAAGGUCAGUCAGUGAGGAGAAGGCAAACGAAGACAUGGAUGAUCAAAUCCCUUUGUAUCGUGUGGACAAUAUGGCUUGAAAGAAUCCUAGGUGCUUUGAGGAUGUUUGACUGAGUUGAAGCGCAACAGCAAGAACAAUUGUCUUACUGAUUCUGUGAUGGUGCUUCCUGGUUUCCAAGGAGAUGAUCUUGGAUAAGCUUGUCAGCUUACAAGUCCGUCUUCUGAUCUGACAUCUCUUCAUAGAGGAGAUUUAUUUCCUUUGCUGCCAGCAGUGUCAUGUCAAAUGUCUUUGGACACCGAAGCAUAGAACAGGAAACAAGCUAUGCAGAGCUGUGCUUGGACAUUUUAUGUACAGCUUGAGGAGAUUUAGAAUGACUUAGCAAAUUCUAAUGGGACGACAGUGUUUAGCAAGGUAUAUGUAGAUUUUAAGCACUCAUAAAGCAUUUUGUUAUUCGAAGAUUUUAAUGUGACAUUGCAUGAUUGGUGUUGCAGUCAAUGUUCUUUCGUUGUUCUUC
Molecule: messenger RNA, 1242 nt
Organism: Solanum dulcamara
Lineage: Eukaryota; Viridiplantae; Streptophyta; Magnoliopsida; Solanales; Solanaceae
Exons: 4
Coding region: 280-807 (175 amino acids)
Biological process (GO): Golgi to endosome transport; Golgi to plasma membrane protein transport; protein localization to Golgi apparatus
Cellular component (GO): Golgi membrane; trans-Golgi network
Source: RefSeq, a predicted model, not a curated record